This is a messenger RNA of Cloeon dipterum, 811 nucleotides long. RefSeq lists its product as uncharacterized. The transcript has 3 exons. Bases 188 to 811 code for a protein of 207 amino acids. The record is from RefSeq and is a predicted model, not a curated record. Lineage: Eukaryota; Metazoa; Arthropoda; Insecta; Ephemeroptera; Baetidae.
CUAGUUUAUUUUAACACGUCAAAUAUAAUAAUAGAUUGGAGAGAAUAUACCAGUAGCUCACGAGUUAGUUAAUUGGCUCUUCUUUGGCACUAUUAGUGCCUCGAUAAUUGAAAGGUAAAACUUUUUCAUUGGAGUGUCAGCGGCAGUUGUGUUCUAUCCUCAAGGAAAAGUGUUUCCGCUUUUGAAGAUGCUGCAUUUUCAAUUGGAAAAGGUUUUCCUGCUUCUUUUAUUCAUUUUUUUCGAGGUUAGCUCACCCGAUACUCUCGAGAGACUGAAGCGGCAGUUGCUUUCCCAAGAUGGCACUGAAGUGGAGUUAAACCUAUCGUUGAACCUGCCACUGAACGAUCCGACCUACAGCCUCACGGCGAGCUUCUUCCUGGAGAGCGACUACAAGAUGCCGCCCUACAACUCGCAAGCCAUCUACACCAAGCCGUGGGAUUCCCUAUUUGAGGCGUCCGAGACAAAUAAACGUCGGCGAUCGUCCCGGGCCUCCGUCUACCGAGCCGUCGAGGGCCUCUUCGAGAAGGUUGGCCACCUGCCCGGCCGGGCUUGCCUUCUCCGCAGCAUCUGCGAGGCGGCAGCGUGGCCCCUGGACCACGACGGCCUCGUUGGACAACUCGCGCACACCAUUCUCACACCUUCAAGCACAGUGGAAAACGGUCCAUUGCACGCGGAAUAUUUUGCGGCUGAACAAUUAGGUCGGACGGGAAACGAAUGCAGACAGUACUUUGCGAGCUGUCCAAAAACUCCGCUAGAUAUGAUUUCCACCUUAGUAUCUUUGUCACUUCCAGAUAUUAUUGACAACUUCUGA